Molecule: messenger RNA, 1437 nt
Organism: Triticum aestivum (bread wheat)
Lineage: Eukaryota; Viridiplantae; Streptophyta; Magnoliopsida; Poales; Poaceae
Product: putative protease Do-like 14
Exons: 7
Coding region: 37-1128 (363 amino acids)
Source: RefSeq, a predicted model, not a curated record
UCGCGUCCAGUCCGCUUUCUCCAAGCCCAGACCACGAUGAGCUCUCCCGCUGCCACGGCCGCCGACCAAGAGGGGGAGGAGAUGCCCCCGACCAAGACAAGUCGAGUAGAAGAGGAGCAUCAAGACGAAGACCAAGCUCCCUGCGACCCGUGGACGUACUGCUGCCAAAGUGACUCGGAGUCCUGCCCAAGCCCCUCCGCCGCCGCCGCCGCCGCCAACGACUCCGAGGACGACCCGGAGGAUUUAACUGAGGAGGGACUGAAAGCGAGGAACGCUGUCCUGGCGGUGUCCAAGUCCGUCGUCGCCCUAGCCGCGUCCAUAGUGGGAGCAGAUGGGGAUCCCCCGUCCACCUUGGCCUGCACGGGCACGGUGGUCUCUCACGAGGACUCUGCGACCUGGAUCUUAACCUCUGCAACUCUCAUCAGGAAGCAGGGAACCGACACCGAGGUACAUGAAGCAUCCAUUGCCAAGAUUGAGGUGCUCCUGCAUAACAAGAAGGUUGUCAACGGGCAGUUGCUCAUGUAUGAUUUGCAGUAUAAUGUCGCUGUUGUUUCCAUUGAUAUUCAAGCCGAUCUCCCUGUAGUGGUGCUCAGUGACCUCCCUGAAUCCUACUUCUUGACACCUAGUCCGGUGGUUGCCAUUGCCCGGAAAUUUGAGUUUCAAAGUUUGCAGAUGAAACGCGGUAACACAUGCCGCACAGUUAGCGACUUAGACUGUAAUGAACUUAUGAUCAGCACUUGCCAAAUUGAGCAGGUUUUCAUUGGAGGGCUUCUGAUAGAUUUAGAGGAAAAAAUUGUUGGGAUGAAUUUCAUAGACGACGAAACUACUCCUUUCUUGCCAGUUCAGGUUGUUCGCGGAUGCCUGACACACUUUAAAAAAUUUCGGGAAAUCAAACAACCUUGGCUUGGAAUACGGGGACGAGCCCUUCAUGUGUUGGAAUUAGCCAAGCUGGAGAAAAUAUGCCAUCGGUGCCCUAAGCCACAUUCUGGUAUUCUUGUGGACAUGAUUCCUGAAGCAUCACGUGCAAAUUGUGAGGGCGUUGAGGUUGGUGAUAUCCUUAAUCAGCUUGAUGGAGUUGUUUUACACUCUCCAGGACAGGUAUUAUUUUGGAAAAAAUGGUCAUGUUAGUCUUUUCGCCAGUAUACAUUCUGCCAUAAAGAAAAGGCACUUUCUGUUUUUAUUUUGUCCUGAGUUCUAAUUUUUUUUUUGUCAUGGGUUGGUGGGUUGGGUUAUCAUAACUGUUGGAGGGAGGUCUAGAAAAACCACGAGGUAAAUUCUGAGGGUUUUAGAAAGUGUAGGCAAAAAAUAAAUAAAAUUGGGUUUGGUAAGUUUGUUUGUGAUUUUAUUUGCUUUGCCCUUUGCCUAAAAUUUAGGAUGUUACAUGAUUGAUGGAUCUUAAAUUUUCUGCUCAAUGUUCAUGAGUACUCCCUCCAGCCA